GGGCCGCGCCCGGGCGAGCCGGGCGAGCGGGGCGCGCUGGGGUCUGUGAUCUACGCCUGGAGAGUUUGCGCUCCGGAGCCUCGCGCUCCGAGGUGCUCGAGCCGUGGCGCGGAUGCUGGAAGUUCACAUCCCGUCUGUGGGACCUGAGGCCGAGGAUCCCAGGCAAAGCCCAGAGAAAGGCCACAUGGUGUUCCGAGUGGAAGUGCUGUGCCGCGGGCGCAGGCACGUCGUGCAGAGGCGCUACAGCGAGUUCCACGCGCUGCACAAGAGGGUGAGGCUCAGCCGCCGACUCACCGACCCCGGCCUCGUUCCUGCCCACCGCCUGGGAGACGAACUGCGGCCCCGGCCUCUGCCACCCCUGUUACCGCCCCACUCCCUGGAGGGCUCCUGUUCGGGGCACAGACUUCGCUGCGGGAUUAAGAAAUUGUACAAAGUGCCCGACUUCCCCUCAAAACGCCUGCCCAACUGGAGGACUAGAGGACUGGAGCAGCGGCGGCAGGGCUUGGAGGCCUAUAUCCAGGGUGUCCUGUACCUGAACCAGGAUGUACCCAAGGAGUUACUGGAAUUUCUGUGUCUUCGGCACUUCUCCACAGACCCUAAGGCCGGCAGCUGGGGCGCCUUGGGGGAGUUCCUGCCAAAGAACCACAGCUCCCAGCUGCACCACCGGCCAGUCAUCAGCUUCUGCAUGGAUCCCUACAUUUGCAUCCCAUCUCCAGAGCCUCUGUCCAACAUGGUGGUGAAUGGCGUGCUCCAGGGCCUCUAUGGCUUCAGCACCAGCUCAGCUAAGGCCCAGCCAGAGGCUCCCUGUCACUCUGCUCCUUUGCCACCAAUGCCCUGACCAGCCCAGAGGCCUAUAGGCCACUUGCCAGGACAGGCAUGUGCCUCAGUGUAUGAGCCCUUUCUUAGGAGGCUGGGUCCACCUUGGCCUGGACUCAGGUGGCCCAGAGCCAGGGCUUAGCCACCCCAGAUGCUAGGGCAGGGACAACAGGGGAUAAGGAAUAAAGGGAGAAGUCAGUUUCGAGGUAGGCCUUGAAACGAAAGGUCUACUUCUUCACCUACCCCAGAAAGGGGCAGAGGACAAGCUAAGUAAGGUUGAGGCAUGGUAGUGGCAAAGGUUGGAAGCAAGGAGUAAAAGCUCCUGCUUGGAAUUUUGUGGGUAGCAUCUGGGGAAAGGGUUCAGACCAGAGCCUCAGAAGGGGAUAGGCACCCUCUGCCACAGGAGUCCCACACAUGCUGGACCAGAGACUUCAGCAGGUGUUGGAGGCCCAAGAAACCCAGCCCACACACCAGUUUAAAAAAAAAAAACACCCCACUUUUUUUAUUGGUCAACACAGAUCAGAGUUUGUUACAAAACUGGGCCUGGAGGCCUGUGGAAUGUGAGGGGAGGGGUCUGCUCCGUCCGAUGCCAGCACUAGGGCCAGUGCAGCAUGGAGCCCCGUGGUGGGCUGCUGCUAACCCCUGGCAGGCAACAGAGCCGAACAGAUGGUGGCUCAAAGGGAAGAAGUCCCUGGGCCCUACUCCUUGGCGAUGGCAAAAGGCUUCUCCACCUCGAUCUUGCCACAGUCUGCGAUGGUCACAUCCUUCAGGGGCUUGUCCCGACUGUCAGUCUUGGUGCUCUCCACCUUCCGCACCACCUCCUAGAAAGGAAGGCAGAAGCAGUAAAGCAAAGUGGGUCAGGGGGUCCAUCUCUCAAGGGGGACAGGCCCCACAAUAGGGCUGCGGAGGGCUGAGAUGCCCAUAUGACAAAAAGCAUGCAAAACUCACACCAAAAUCCUAACGGAAUCUUAGCCAACGGCCAGGGCAGGGAGAACCUAGAGGACGCAACAGUUCUGAUCCUUGGAAGUAGGAGCCAAGCUGAGCUAAGGGUGAGGAGGAAGAAAAGGGUGGCUUGUGGAGUGGGUACCAAGUGGCUUCUCAGGGACACCCUGUUCAGCUGUGUCUGGCACAAUUCAGGAUGGUGCUUGAACAUCACUGGGUGUAAUGGAGGCACUUGCACUGCCUCAACAGGCCUCCGUGCCAGCCUGGGGCUGGAAGAAUGGAGAACUUGGGGACACCUUGAUUCACCCCAGGUUGGUAGACAUGAACACUGGUGUGAAUUUGGGUUUCCUUGAUAAAGUGUACAGUGCUUUCCUGAUGAGAGCUGCCCAGGAUUAGCCCCUGAAACUCACCAUGCCUUCCAGAACUUUGCCAAACACUACGUGUUUGCCAUCUAGCCAGGCUGUCUUCACCGUUGUAAUGAAGAACUGGGAGCCGUUGGUGUCUUUGCCAGCAUUGGCCAUGCUCACCCAGCCAGGCCCAUAGUGCUUUAGCUUGAAGUUCUCAUCAGGGAAGCGUUCACCAUAGAUGCUUUUACCUGGGAAGAAAGAGCAGGUCAGGAAGCGAGGUUGGCCCAGAUCUUUGGGGUGAGGAUACCAGGGACUCAACCUGACCUCGGUACCAGGCCAGGCUCAAAUGGAUUAUAAGGACAUAAAAACUGUCCCCUUCCUACCCUCUGGUCUUGGAACCAAAUCAUGCUCCAAGUGGGGCACAAUGCCAGGCUGAUACAGUGAACAGCUCACCCAAUCGAUGGAUUACUUCAAGAAAAAGUUUCAUGGAUUUUAAAUAAGGCACAGAUCAACAUCUACCCUAACUAUGGCCUGAGAAGUCCACCCCAAGAACUUUGAGGGAAUUUGGUGGAGAGAAGUGCGGUGCAGGGAACACGGGAGGCUAAGAGCUCUCCAGAAGAGGACAGCUUGUGUCCUAACAGCACGAAAGACGCUGAGAUGAGGGGCGGAGGGGCUGCCAUUUGGGUUCCAGAAAAUCAAGAGCCUCUUAUUAAUGAACACAAAAUAAAAGCUGCCUGUUGA
Messenger RNA from Suricata suricatta (meerkat), 2846 nucleotides. It is a transcript of the gene SNX22, whose product is annotated as sorting nexin 22. The record is from RefSeq and is a predicted model, not a curated record. The coding region runs from base 113 to 838 and encodes 241 amino acids. Gene Ontology annotation, molecular function: phosphatidylinositol phosphate binding. The transcript is spliced from 7 exons. Lineage: Eukaryota; Metazoa; Chordata; Mammalia; Carnivora; Herpestidae.